Molecule: messenger RNA, 6147 nt
Organism: Exophiala mesophila
Lineage: Eukaryota; Fungi; Ascomycota; Eurotiomycetes; Chaetothyriales; Herpotrichiellaceae
Exons: 2
Coding region: 1047-5198 (1383 amino acids)
Biological process (GO): carbohydrate metabolic process
Molecular function (GO): UDP-glycosyltransferase activity; hexosyltransferase activity
Source: RefSeq, a predicted model, not a curated record
UUGUCAUUUUAGAGAUUGUAAUCGUUUUACUCUGUUAGGGGCCUUUCCACAUGCCGAUUACCUAGCACUAAGAACUGACGCCGGGCUCCCAGGCAGCAUAGGGGGGGUCCAUCAUCCUACGGGCUUAUUAUCUUUCGCCUAUUGGCGAGCAUGACGGGCUUUAGGAUAUAGAGCAACCAGUGAGCAUCGUCACAAUGCAAAGUAGAGACACGUACGAAGCCACAUGUCGUCCGCUUUCUCGCUGUAAUAAGUCUACUUAGAAUUUAGGACUUCCUAUUAGGCUCCCGUAGCCUGAUGACUGAUGACUGCAUUUGUAGUUCAUUCGCUUAGAGAGCCUUCAUUGCUAGAGGAUGAUGACCCCGGGCGGUGUGUCACGGGGAUCCGCUCACCUGCGGCAAGCUUGGCCCACCAGAUCCAUGCCUAAAGCAGCGCCCGUACCUGGGCUUUGUUUGCGUUGCGCACAGUACACAGCACACACCAGAGCUGUGCCUGGCAGGGCUGCCUGUGGAUUGUUCACAUUUCACUCAUCAUUCACACUCACUCACGCGCCCGCCGUGUGUUCCUUCCUCAUCCUCGAGUCUCAACAGACUGCAACCGCAACUGCGACCAACUGCAUCUGCACCUGCACCUGCCUUCAUCUUCAAUCCCAAGACAUCCUCAAAUCCACGUCAAUCUUUCCAAUCACAUCUUUACGACUUUUCUGAAUUCCUCACUUCUUCCAUCACGAUACCUCAUCAUCAAUGAUUGUUGGGCUACAUCUCUACACAUAAUGUCAAAGUCGCAACUCGUCAGUCUUGGUUGCGACUUGCCCCUUCUCCCUCACCCAUCCUCAUCCUCUCUUGUCAGGUGAGCACUCGCUGUUGGGCCUGGUCCUCCUGCUCGUCCUCUUGGGUCAUUCCAGUUUACUGCGGCACCCUGAUGCUUGCAAGGGUCAAAUCUGACUACUACACACACCUCUCAGACCAUUGUUUUGUCACUUGCACCGUGAUCUGAUCUGAUCUUCGUCUUGAACCGCCCAAUCCAACCUCACUCUCCAGCAUCACAUCAUGUCUGCUCCAGACCAUGCUCCCAGAAGGACUCCAAGUCGCAGGCUCCAGAAACGAAAUCCUCACCUCAAUCGAUUACCUUCACCUAGCCUGCCUUCUCGUUUGCGUGGCGCCGAUGACGACCAAGAAGAUGUCACCGCAGCCAGUCGUGGCAACAAGACUUCGGCCCAGUACAUGAACCAGUCUAUAUUUUCCAUGAUCGCGGCCGCAGGCUCCAAAACAGAUUUCAAUGCAAGAUUCGACGAGUCCAGCGAUAGUGAGGAUGAUGCUAUCCAGGAAGAGGAUCAAGAUGACUUGCAACACGAAUCCCCUCGACACAUGACCUCGACGUUCGCUCCCUUACACUCCACCUCCACAUCUCACAAAAAGAAACCCUCUCUCUCCGGCAAACUCGCUCAAUCUCUACCUCGACUUUCUGUGAGGUCUGCAAGCAAAAAGCAGACCCGUUCUGCCCCGAAACCUAGCCCUAGCCCUACGAGUGACACAACGUCCAAAUCCGCGACCAGCAACCCGAGAGAAGCCCCUGUCUUGAGCAGACUUCUCACAGCAGAGGCUGAGUUUCAAGAGAAUACCGACCUGGCCUUGGAAGAAUCAUAUCCGGAAGCUUCCACCUCAAGAUCCCGCUCCGAGUCCUCCCCCGAGACCUUACUGGCCAUUAGAUUAAUGGAUAUCUUUGCCCUCGAAAGGCCCGAAAAAGUUGUCGCUGAAUACCCGUGUUGGCUGCUCAAGAGUGUCCUACUUCAAGGCUAUCUAUAUAUAACCAAGCAGCAUCUGUGUUUCUACGCAUAUCUUCCUAAGAAAUCCCACUCUGUCGCAAAGACAGGCUAUCUCGCAAAAAAGGGCCGCACCACGGCAAAAUACAAGAGGUAUUGGUUCUCCCUCAAGGGUGAUGUCCUAUCCUAUUACACCGACCCUUCAGACCUCUAUUUUCCCUCGGGCCACGUCGAUCUGAGGUAUGGCUUGUCAGCCUCCCUCUCUUCUGAUAAGGGUCGACCAGACACCAAGGACUUUACCGUCACCACUGAUCAUCGUACCUACCACUUCCGAGCAGACAGCGCCCAGAGCGCCAAAGAAUGGGUCCAGUCCCUGCAAAAAACGAUCUUCCGCUCCCACAAUGAUGGAGAUAGUGUCAAGAUCUCCCUGCCCUUGCAGAACAUCAUCGACUUUGAAGAGAGUCCCGUCGUCGAGUUUGCUGAAACUGUUAAGCUCAGGGUAGUCGAAAAUGACGACUCGUACGCAAUUGACGAGUACUUCUUCUCCUUCUUUAGCUGUGGACAAGAUGCCCUGACCGUUUUGGGCGAUCUUGUGACCAAAGCUCCCUCAAAAUCUCCACAGAUUGAGACCUCACCUGCGAGACGAGUCACACAAAGCCCUGAUCCUAGUCCUAGAUUCCGCCCAUUUUCUCAACGAGCCAUUUCCGAAGGUGCUGUUCUACGUCCCCGCCAUCGAUCGUCUUCCCCUGCCAGGGACAGUGUCAGAGCCACCUUAGUCCCCUUUUCACUCGGCGAUGAUGGCAAGAUGUCGCCCCGUCUUAGUGGCGAGUUUCAACGCACGGGAAGUCCUUCUCGCUCCAGUGGGGACUUUGGCCCGGACUACGGCAGAGCUAGCUUUGACCGCGGCCGUCGAAGCGGAAGCACUAGUCGUUUGGAGGUGGCCAAAGUCAAGCGCUCCGGUCGUUCUCCACUUGCUAAACAUCAAGAUUCGGAAGACUCAUUCGUGCAAUCGAUAGACAAGGAGACUGAUUCCUCCACUGCACCGCUGUCACCGACCGUCGAAGCACAGAUGUCCGCUAGUCAGAUCUUAACACGAAGUGAUGUCUUUCACCCACCUCCCGUUCGCCGCAUGGCAACAUUGGCCUCAGUCUCGAGUGAAGCUGGCUUGAAGUCCUCCAUGGACGCGACAGUAUUAUCGAGCUCACCUCCACAGGACGGCAGCGCACCCGUCCCCAUCAUUGACAAGUCCGACCCUGCCACCCGUAUGGCCAAAGAUCGCCGCGCAGCCGUCCAACACGACGCGGAUAUGGAUUCUGAAAAGCGAUUCUCUAGUUCUCCCACUCUGCAAGAUAUUGUGAGAGCAGGAUCAUAUCCCCUUCAGAGAGCCGGCGCCUUUGCAGACUACCUCAAGUCACAUUCGGUCAGUAUGAAAAAGCUUCUGACCACCGAGCCCAUGACAUACCUUGAAAAGGUCUCGGGGAUGUGGACCGGUGGUCGCAAACACUAUGGCGAGAAUGAAGGCAUUGUUUCCGAAGACAGAGGCAUUGACCCCGAAGACGAAGAAGCAAAUGUCGGCCACGGAGAUCGUUUUCGUGCCCAUUUCGCCCUUCCCCAGUCUGAGAAAUUACGUGCGACUUACUUUUGCUUCCUUCACCGAGUCCUUCCCCUCUACGGCAAAAUUUACAUCAGUAACCGCAAGUUCUGUUUUCGAAGUCUGCUGCCGGGAACCAGAACCAAACUGGUGCUGCCACUCAAAGACAUUGAGAACGUGGAUAAGGAGAAGGGCUUUAGAUUUGGUUACCAUGGCCUCGUUGUUGUCAUCCGAGGCCACGAAGAGCUCUUUUUCGAAUUUAGCGGCUCCGAGCACCGUGACGACUGCACCGUCACCUUACUUCACAGCCUGGAGAGAGUGCGUUACAUGGUGGGAUCCGGGAUUCUUGGUCAUCAAGACGAGGAUAACGCAGAGAUUGCCAAAGAAGAACAUCGUCUGCUGCAGGAAGCACGAAGAAAGUCGGCUGGCGACCACCAAAUCGUUCUGCCCGACACGGCCGAGGCCAUCUUCAGCCAUGAAGACCGUCGAGAAGUGCUUUUCGAGGAUCCUCGAGCUGACAUUAUCAAAUUCAAGCCCGCCCAAUCCCUUCGCAUCACAUGUCUCACCAUUGGGUCGAGGGGGGACGUGCAGCCAUAUAUUGCUUUGUGCAAAGGUCUCCUAGCUGAAGGCCACAAGCCACGCAUCGCCACUCAUGCAGAGUUUGGUCCGUGGGUGAUACAGCAUGGCAUUGACUUCCGACCUGUCGACGGUGACCCUGCGGAAUUGAUGCGAAUAUGUGUCGAAAAUGGCAUGUUCACCUACUCUUUCCUCCGCGAAGCGUCGGCCAAGUUUCGCAGCUGGAUCGAUGAAUUGCUCUCGUCAGCCUGGGAAGCUUGUCAAGACAGCGACCUGUUGAUUGAGUCACCGAGUGCGAUGGCCGGAAUCCACAUUGCCGAAGCGAUGCGCAUUCCCUACUUCCGCGCCUUCACGAUGCCCUGGACACGAACCAGAGGCUAUCCUCAUGCCUUUGCGGUUCCAGAGCAUAAAAUGGGCGGCGCAUACAACUACUAUUCGUAUGUCAUGUUUGACAACGUCUUUUGGAAAGCUAUUGCGGGCCAGGUCAACCGCUGGCGAAAGAAGGAGCUUGGCCUGAGAAGUACAAAUCUUGACAAAAUGCAACCGAACAAAGUACCGUUCUUGUACAACUUCUCACCUCAUGUGGUAGUACCACCCCUGGAUUACAGCGAUUGGGUUCGUGUCACCGGCUACUGGUUUCUUGACGAGGCCAAAGAUUGGACACCGCCGAAAGAACUGACCGACUUUAUCGCCAAGGCACGUGCAGACCAGAAGAAACUUGUAUACAUUGGCUUUGGCUCGAUCGUGGUCUCUGAUCCGGCGGCUCUGACCAAAACCGUGGUCGAUAGUGUUCUGAAGGCCGACGUGCGUUGCAUCCUAUCCAAAGGCUGGAGUGAUCGCCUGGGAGAUCCUAGUGCUGUCAAGACAGAGGUCCCUCUGCCACCAGAGAUCCACCAAAUAAAAUCAGCCCCGCACGACUGGCUUUUUACCCAAAUCGAUGCUGCCGUGCAUCACGGAGGAGCCGGUACCACAGGAGCCAGCCUAAGAGCAGGGGUGCCCACUGUAAUCAAACCAUUUUUUGGCGACCAGUUCUUUUUCGGCACCCGGGUUGAGGAUCUUGGUGUUGGACUGUGUCUGAAAAAGGUCAACGUCAGUCUGUUUUCGCGGGCAUUGUGGGAAGCUGUCCACAGUGAACGGAUGAUUGUGAAAGCAAGAUUGCUAGGGGAGAAAAUCAGACAGGUAAGCUUGAAUUCUCGUAUUCUCUUUUUGACAUAUUCUGCCCGUCCGCCGGCUUGUUCUUUUUCCGACCAAAGCGAUGUACCACUCACAUGACCACUCUCAACGCAGGAGAACGGAGUCCAGACUGCAAUCCAUGCUCUGUACCGAGACCUCGAGUACGCACAUUCGCUUGUGAAGGCUGCACAAGAUUACAAUGCCAACGCACCCAUCGAUCCCGAUGAGGGUGAUGCAAUCGAGGAGAAUUGGACUUUUAUUGGCGACGAGUCUGACCCCGAAUUGAAAAGGCAAAUUCAGGAGUGGGAACCACCAAGCCGUGGUCGUGCCCCUCGUGUCAGCCUCGACCGAAUUGGCACCGGGGCCAGGGGUAUACAUGACGGUGAACUUGGACGCAAGGGAAGUGUCAAGAAAUAGUACUAUUGACCAGAAUUGAUAUGUGUGAGGUACAAGAUGCAAGAUUUGAUCGGUUUCGACCAUUAAAGAGCUGUUUGACAUGACAAAGGUUACGCGAUUUGAUUCGUUUAUUUGUCUACCUACCGGACAAGGAUGGAGCGUCGAGAUACACUGUGCACGGUCAGUGGUUCGACUGAACGGGUGUCUCAUAAAGUGGCUAGCGAGCGGCGUACAGGAGUGUUGGAUUGAGCCAAAGACCUGGAUUUUGACAUCCAGAUAAGCAGGAGAGGUGAAGUUUCACUUAUUUCAGGGAGUCAAGAAUGAAGAGGCACGAGCGGGAAUGGAUGUGAGACGACCGUAAUGAGUAUUUUCAUGUUCCUGACGAUGCGUACGAUAUCAUCAGGAGUUGUCUGGUCACAAGAGGCUAAGAUGAUGAGGUAUUCAGACCAGGAGAGAAGAGAUUUGGACAGUAGAAGUCUCGCUGAUGAUAAUGUUUAAUGUUAACGACUUCAAUCCACUGAAGAGGCUCAGCGUAAACAUGGAAGAGAAGGUACAAGAUCCUGAGCCCAUGAAAUACUCGAUGAGGUCAAAGCCAUAAUGAAUAUGGUGAUUGAUGGUAACCCUUUGACCGUAGGUAUUUACGGUAUUACAA